Sporisorium graminicola is the source of this 1803-nucleotide messenger RNA. RefSeq lists its product as uncharacterized. The transcript has a single exon. Gene Ontology annotation, molecular function: ABC-type transporter activity; ATP binding. The coding region runs from base 1 to 1803 and encodes 600 amino acids. Gene Ontology annotation, cellular component: membrane. Gene Ontology annotation, biological process: transmembrane transport. The record is from RefSeq and is a predicted model, not a curated record. NCBI's taxonomy places the organism in Eukaryota, Fungi, Basidiomycota, Ustilaginomycetes, Ustilaginales, Ustilaginaceae.
AUGCACUGCAACGACGGCGUCUUCACGCCUGUCUCCAACUGCCGCUUCUUUGACUUUACCGUUACCUUCUCCAACGCCAUCUUUGUUAUCUUGCCCUCGUGUAUCGCCAUCUUGCUCAUCACCGCCAGACUCGUCCACAUCCGCAACAAGCCCGACAACCCCACUGCAUUCACACAACCUCACCUCUCGCUCUUGCGUUCGUGCUCUCCCCAUUCGGAUCCCAUCAGUCUCUUUGGCGCUUUCGUCUACAUCUCUAAUGCGGUUUUCAGCCUCGUAGCUGUCGCCAUCUUGGCGGCCCCCUCCUCCCGUUCGCUUCGAGAUGCCAUGGAUGAGGGCACUGGUAUGGCCAGCGUGGUCCUUUUCUUCCUCGCCUCGCUACUUGCCAUCCCACUUUCGAUCGCCGAACGUAGAAAGACUCGCGGCGGCAAUAUGGUGCUUCCUCUCUGGAUCUUCUGCUCUCUGCUCUUCAAUGCUUGCCGAAUUCGCACCUUCGAUGCCAUCCCAGUCAUCCGGCACUCGUCCUUCUUCUAUGUCUGUGUGGUUGCGUUUGGGUGUCAGACUUUGAUGCUCACUGUCGAGAACACAAAGGGCAUCCGCAGCAUCGACGUUAAUUCGACCCACGAAUCACGAGCCGGCUUCUUCUCGCGCCUUUUCUUCCUCUGGGUCUUUCCCAUGCUGUGGAACGGUUUCCGCAAGCCCCUCGAAAUGGAAGACCUCGAUUCGCUCAAGGCCGAGUUCUAUGGACGCUCUCUCGCUGACAAGUUUAUCUCCAGCUGGUCCGGCGUCUCAACACCGUCAGUACAGCCCUCGGCCGCCUCCGAGCAGCUCGACUCAGACGCUAGUGUCGACAUCAAGCACAGUGUCUCGCGCUCCAGCGCCGAAGUGUAUCGUUUAGAAAAGCUACCUUCGCAACACCACAACGCUUCCACACCAUCGCCUCAACCAGCAAUGCUGUACAACGGCAGAGCCUUCCCACAGAGCAACGCCAACCGAGGUCUUCUCUGGGCGACGCUCCGGGCCUAUCCUCUGGCUGCGCUGCUUCCGGUGCCUUGGAAGUUACUCCUUACUGCAGCUGAGCUUGCCCAGCCCCUGCUUGUUUCCACCACACUCGCCUUCGUACAAUCCUACUCGGGCUCGGUCAAGGGCCAAGCCGUCGCCCCUCAACCAACUGUCUAUGGAUGGGGUCUCGUCGGUGCGUAUGCUUUCGUCUACCUCGGCCAAACAAUUGCCACCGGUCAGUAUUGGCAUGCCUCCUCGCAGCUCAUGUGCAAGGUCAGAGGAGGCUACGUCGAGGCCAUCUAUCGCAAAGGUCUCAACUUACACGUUAGAACCGCGCGAAUCUGCGGCGGUGGAAAAGCUGCCAACCUCAUGAGUGUCGACAGUGAGCGUGUCGUUGAAUCGAUCGACAUCGUCCACGACCUCUGGAGCGGAGUCAUCACCAUCGGCGUGGGUAUUUACCUUCUAUACACCCGGCUCGGCCUGGUCUUCCUUGCAUCCAUGGCGUCGGUACUUGUUUGUUUUCUCCUCACCCCACUUGCAAGUCGUGGUAUCGGCACCAAACAGGGCGCUUGGAGCGAGCUAACCGAUAAGCGAGUCAACUUGACAUCCAGUGUCACCUCGGACAUCAAGGGGGUUAAGUUCUCGGCCUACGAGGACAUUCUCCACGAAAAGAUCAGCAAAGUUCGCGCCGAGGAGCUCAUCAAGCGCGGCAACAUGAUGAAGCAGCUCACAGGCGUCGUGGUCUUCAAACUGCACAGGCGAGCUCCUUGGGCUCUCGACCUUUGUCACGCUCAUCCUCGUUGA